Molecule: messenger RNA, 6610 nt
Organism: Oldenlandia corymbosa var. corymbosa
Lineage: Eukaryota; Viridiplantae; Streptophyta; Magnoliopsida; Gentianales; Rubiaceae
Source: the annotation of a GenBank genome assembly
GGUGAAAUGCCAAAGGGAAGAGUCGCUUUCCAAGAAAUCAUAUGAAUUUCAUGACUUCUCUCAACUUCCCUCCAUAUCAUCCCUCCCUCCUUCCCCCAACCCCACUUUUUUUUUAUUUUUUUAUUUUUACACCGUCUUUCUCUCUGCUCUUUCCUUUUUUUGUUUUGAUUUCUUAGCUUAAAAUUAAAAAAAUUUAGUACUACUUGUGUGGCUGCCCAUUUUUGGGUUGAUUCUAUCAAAUUCUUGACGCCAUCAAUUCUUAGCCCCCGUACUUCACCAGCUUGCUUCUUCCCUGUUUAUUAUAUUUUCUUUUUUUUUUGGGGGGGGGGGCGGGAGAUCUUUUCGGUGUUUCUGAACCACUAAUAGGUAAUUUUUCUUGAAUCAUUUCUCACUUUCUUUUGAUUUCCGAGUUGUUAUUUGCUUUUUUCUAGUUCAUUUUUCUGUUGGAAAUCCUGAGUUGCUUAUUGUGUGGAAACGAUUUGGGGAGUUUGGGGACGGUGCUGUGUGAAAUUGAACUACUGGAGUGUUUGAUGCUUUGAAAUGGACGGGUUGAGGAGAUAUCUUUGAUCAAUAGCCACUGCUAAUACGGGGACUGAGAGCGUCAAAUGGUCUUGGUAUCAAGAUGAUUAUAGUGAAUCCGGGUACGAAUUCAUGGAUAGUUCUGAUAAUAAGUUGUCCGAGAUAGUUGACAAGGUAACAUCAUGGAUUCCAAGAAGAAUGGAGCCUGUGAAUGUAUCCAGAGACUUCUGGAUGCCAGACCAAAGUUGCAGGGUUUGUUAUGAGUGUGAUUCUCAGUUUACCAUAUUCAACCGCAGGCAUCAUUGCCGUCUCUGUGGACGGGUUUUUUGUGCCCGUUGCACGUCAAACUCUAUUCCAGCCCCUACAGAGGAGGGUAGUAGGCUAAGUCGGGAAGAUAGGGAGAGGAUUAGGGUCUGUAACUAUUGCUUUAAGCAAUGGGAGCAGCAAGGAGUAAAUACAGUUGAUAACGGAAUGGCUGCAUCGAGCCCUGGGCUUAGUCCAUCUCCUUCAGCUGCAAGUUUGGUCAGUAGCCACUCAAGCUGUACCUGUAACAGUGGCAGCAGUGAUGGUUCAACUCCCUAUUCCACAGGGCCAUACCAGCAUGUUCCAUAUAAUAACGACCACAGCCCUCGCGAAACUAAUAAUCAAAUCGAUAAAGAUAUGGUAGAGCAUUACCAAACAACAUCAAGUGCAGGAAAAUCAAGCUCCGUUGCUGCUGCCGAUCCUUUAAUUGAUCAGUAUGGUCUUUGUAACAGUGCCAGGAAUAGUGAUGAAGACAAAGAUUACGGUAUUUACAGACUGAAUUCAGAGCUGAGACACUUCUCCCCUCCUAAGGUCCUUUAUGGCAAUGAAAAUUACAAGGAGAUCAGUCAUAACUACAGCCUGGGUGAUUUGCAGUCUGAUGGAGAUAAAAAUGAAACAAAUCGUAAGCUUACUCUACCAUCUGAAAAUACAGAUGUGUGUGUUUCAGAAAUUACAGAGAAGUUUGGCAAAGAGACAGAAGGUUUAAUUGAUAUUGCUUCAAGUGAAAUUCAAUCUUCAUAUGAUGUGAAUCCUAUUGAUGCUGAACCUCUAGACUAUGAGAACAAUGGCCUAUUGUGGCUGCCUCCCGAGCCAGAAGAUGAAGAGGAUGAACAGGAAGCUAUUCCAAGUGAAGAAGAAGAAGAUGAUGAUGAUAGAGAUGUUUCUACAGGAGAAUGGGGUUACUUGCGCUCUUCUGGAAGCUUUGGUGGUGGGGAGCAUCAUAAUCGACAUCGAUCAAUUGAGGAGCAUAGAAACACGAUGAAAAUGGUUCUUGAUGGGCAUUUUAGGUCUUUAAUAUCUCAGUUACUGCAAGAUGAAAACCUACCUCUUAAUGAAGAAGAUGGCGAGGAGAGUUGGUUAGAGAUAGUUAUGUCUCUAUCUUGGGAAGUUGCUUCACUUCUAAAACCAGAUAUGAGCAAGAGUGGAGGAAUGGAUCCUGGCGGAUAUGUGAAAGUAAAGUGCAUAGCUUGUGGGCGUCGUUGUGAGAGCACGGUGGUUAAAGGAGUUGUUUGUAAGAAAAAUGUUGCCCAUCGGCGAAUGACAUCAAAAGUUGAAAAACCUCGGUUGUGCAUUCUUGGAGGGGCCCUUGAGUAUCAGAGGGUAGCGAACCAUUUGUCAAGUUUUGAUACAUUGCUGCAGCAGGAAAUGGACCAUUUGAAGAUGGCUGUUGCCAAGAUUGAUGCUCAUCACCCAAACGUACUUUUAGUGGAAAAAUCUGUGUCUCGUUUUGCACAGGAGUAUCUUCUUGCUAAAGAUAUUUCUCUUGUUCUCAACAUAAAGAGGCCUCUUCUUGAACGUAUAUCGCGUUGCACUGGUGCCCAAAUAGUGCCUUCUGUGGACCAUCUCAAUGCACAAAAGUUGGGAUUUUGUGAACUAUUCCAUGUGGAGAAGUUCGUUGAAGAGCAUGGUAGUGCUGGUCAAGGUGGGAAAAAACUGACUAAGACGUUAAUGUUUUUCGAGGGUUGCCCGAAGCCGUUGGGCUUUACGAUUCUGUUGAAGGGUGCCAAUGGGGAUGAGCUGAAGAAAGUCAAGCGCGUACUGCAAUAUGGAGUAUUUGCAGCUUAUCAUCUUGCUCUUGAGACAUCCUUUCUCGCUGACGAAGGAGCCUCUCUUCUAGAACUCCCUUUGAAGGCUCCCAUAAAAGUUGCACUCCCUGAUAAACCAAACAAAUCGACUUCCACUAUACGGGAAUUCACUUCUGCACAGGAUAACCAUGCCUUCAAGAAGCAAAAUCAAUCGGGCAACACAUUUUUACAUGAUAAUGCACCUUCCAUUAGUUGUUCACCAUCCCAGGGACAUUUAAGUUUACCUGACAAUACCAUCUCCACACAAACUCUUCAGAGCCAUCUGAAUUCUGUCCCUACCUUGUGUCUUUCAAGAGAUGUAGAAGAGUUUUGUGGUCAUUAUGACACGAAUAAGGAGAUGAUCGGUAUAGAAACACCAGAUGUGUCUUCCAUAGCUGAACCAUCACUAUAUCUUGAUGACAACGGAGCCCAGGACAAUUUGAUAUCCGAUUGUUGUUGUGAUUUUGUGGCACUGGGGAAAGGAGCUUGCCCUUUACACGGAUACAGAAAUCCAUCUCCUCAAAACUCAAGCACUUUAAAUCUUGUUUCGCUAGACCCUGAUUCCAAAGGUCAAUAUAAUGAGGUGGAUUCUCUGAAUGAUGAAUUUUCUCCUUCGGCCUCUGAUAAUCAGAGCAUUUUGGUAUCACUGAUGAGUAGAUGUGUCUGGAAAGCGUCUGUAUGUGAGCGUGCUCAUCUCUUCCGUAUCAAGUAUUAUGGAACCUUUGAUAAACCUUUGGGCCGGUUUUUGUUGGAGCAGUUAUUUGAUCAGAAUUACCGUUGCCCUUCAUGUCAAAUGCCUUCUGAAGCACAUAUAAGGUGCUAUACUCAUCAACAAGGAAGUGUGACGAUAUCAGUGAAGAAAUUGCCUGAAGUUUUCUUGCCUGGGGAGCAGAAAAGAAAGAUUUGGAUGUGGCACAGGUGUCUCAAAUGUCCUCGUACGGAUGGUUUCCCUCCUACCACCAAGAGAAAGUUAAUGUCCGAUGCUGCUUGGGGUUUAUCUUUUGGAAAAGUUUUGGAACUGUGCUUUUCAAAUCAUGCUGCUGCAAACAGGGUUGCAAGCUGCGGUCAUUCUCUGCAUCGAGAUUGUUUGCGGUUUUAUGGUCUUGGAAGCAUGGUUGCUUGUUUCUACUAUGCACCCAUUAAUGUCCACACUGUACAUCUCCCUCCGCCAAAGCUUGAAUUCAACUAUGAUUUUGAGGAGUGGAUUAGAACAGAAGCUGAUGAGGUCCGUAGGAGGGCAGAGCAGCUGUUUUCUGAAGUUGUCAGAUCUCUUCAUCAAAUAUCUGAAAGUAUCCCAGUUCACAAUGGCGAUAAGGCUCCAGUCAUUCAGCAACUUGAAGAAAUGGAAGUGACGCUAGAGAAGGAGAAAAGAGAAUUUGAGGUAUCGCUGCACCAAGUGAUUGGCAGGACAGUUGCAGCUGGUCAACCUGUUGAUAUUCUUGAGAUAAAUAGGUUAAGGAGACAGCUAAUCAUUCAGGCUUACGUAUGGGACCAGCGUCUUGUACAAUUUUGCAAUUUUAAAGACAAUAACCUUCAUGGAAUUAGCCGUUUGAUUCCAAAAGUAAAGGAAAAAGCUGUUUCUGGUCAACCUCCUGAGAUAGUCUCAACUUCUAAGCCUAGCAAAAGCUUUAGUAGCUGUGAUUCUUUCCUUCAGAAUUUGAAUCCAGAGGUUACAUUUAAUCAGGGAGGAAAUGGCAAUCUGAACUCUUCUGAUGGGAAUCACGGCAGGAAUGAGGUUGAUCAAGGCUCAAACUAUCCCCAUGAUGCUGAGGUUUGUAAUCAUUCUGUAACCCAUGUUGAUAAGGAGUGCGAUCCGGAGAAUGUGAAGACCGUGAGGCGGGUGCUUUCAGAGGGGCAGUUCUCCAAUGUGAAAAAUCUAUCGGAUUCUCUUGAUGCUGCGUGGACUGGUGAAGGUGACCCAGUCUAUUUCGCAUCAAAGAGGGAUAGUUUUCCAGACCCAGCAGGUGCUUCAAAUAUGAAUUCCACCCUGGCUAGCCAAAAUAUAGACAGUGGAAGUGCGCAAAGUGAAGCUGACUAUCCUAAUUCUUCAAAGGGGUCUGAAAUCAAAGAACAGUCUAAUAGUUGGGUCACGAUGCCCUUGUUGGCUUUGUAUCAUUCAUUUGUUAGGAAUUCGAUGGUAAACGAGCAGAAGCUUGAUAUGAUUAGUAGCUAUAAUCCUGUUUAUAUCUUGUCACUAAAAGAAUUGUUGCAUCAAGGCUGUGCCAGGCUGCUGCUACGUGAAGGCAUUCAUGACAUUAUUCUUCCUGUUUAUGAUGAUGAACCUACUAGUGUCAUCGCAUUUGCUCUUACAUCACCAGAUUACCAUGAUCAAAUGAUCAGUGAUCCCAUCAAUGAUGGUCUGGAGACAUCCUCAUCCUUGCCUAUCUUAGAGUCGGAGAAUCUUCUUUCACUUCCUUCUCUUGAUGUUGCAUCUCGUGGAUCCCUUAGAAGUCCUGGUUCAGCAAAUGAAAGCAUUUCCUCACCUUCUGUGUCCCGAAGCUCCACAAUUGAGGAGCAUCAGUUUUAUAGCAAUCAAUUGCAUGUCAGAGUAUCAUUCUCAGAUGAUGGUCCUCUGGGAAAGGUUAAGUAUUCUGUGACUUGUUACUUCGCUAAGCAGUUUGAGGCCUUAAGAAGAACUUGUUGUCCUUCUGAGUUAGACUUCAUACGAUCUCUAAGUCGCUGUAAAAAGUGGGGUGCACAGGGUGGUAAGAGUAAUGUCUUUUUUGCCAAGACUCUGGAUGACCGAUUUAUUAUUAAGCAAGUCACAAAGACAGAGCUCGAAUCUUUCCUAAUAUUUGGACCUGCGUACUUCAAAUACUUGUCUGAUUCCCUCCGUACUGGAAGUCCUACCUGUCUAGCGAAAAUCUUGGGCAUCUAUCAGGUCACAUCAAAACAUCUUAAGGGAGGAAAGGAAUCGAAGAUGGAUGUUUUGGUUAUGGAAAACCUUCUUUUCAAGCGAAAUAUCACAAGACUGUAUGACCUGAAAGGCUCUGCUCGAUCACGGUAUAAUUCAGAUUCAAGCGGAAACAACAAGGUUCUUCUAGAUCAAAACUUGUUAGAAGCUAUGCCAACUUCUCCAAUUUUUGUUGGAACCAAAGCAAAGAGAUUACUAGAGAGAGCUGUGUGGAACGAUACUGCAUUUCUUGCUUCUAUAGAUGUGAUGGACUAUUCCUUACUAGUUGGGAUGGAUGAAGAGAAGCACGAGUUGGUACUUGGCAUCAUUGACUUCAUGAGGCAGUAUACAUGGGAUAAACAUCUGGAGACCUGGGUGAAGGCAUCAGGCAUUCUUGGGGGCCCUAAGAAUGCGACUCCCACUGUGAUCUCUCCUAUCCAAUACAAGAGAAGAUUCAGGAAAGCAAUGUCUGGUUAUUUUCUUAUGGUGCCAGAUCAAUGGUCUUCUUCCUCAACAAAUAUUUCCAGUGAACUCCCAUCAGAACCUUGUGAAGAGAACCAUCAAACAUAACUUGGAAUGUUUUCAUUAGCUUAGAUGUAAGUAAAAGAAGAGUUGGAUUUUACAUCUUCCCUCACAAAACCUGCACUUUCCUUCCUAGACGUAGAUGGUUAGUUGAUGCUCUGAGGAAGCUGGUAAAUUCUUUAUUUUUUGACAGGACGGAAGGAACUUUUUUUUCUCAGCAGGGGAAUUAUAUUCACAGAAGGAAAAUCAAUGUGUAAAAAACAUGUGAAAAAUUAUUUUAGCUCAACUGCAUAUUUUGUUGUUCCUUCUCCUGAUGAGAUUCUUCCUUCCUUCUUAUGUUGUCCGUGUAAUUGUCAUGAAGCACUGUUAUUUUUGUCUUGAUCCCUCGUAUACCGUGCUAAUGAUUUCUGGAAAGCCUUUUUCCUUUCCCAAAUGAACUAUUGUAUUUCAAAAUACUCACGGUUGCCAAGAGUCUGCGCAAACGAAGUUUUACAGUUCCUUCAGUUUGUUAAGAAAAUGAAGUUCAGCUCAAAAGUAAUACACAGUAUUGUUGUUGUUGUUUUUAUUUUUUAUAUUUUUUUCCCCUCAG